CACACCAUUACACUGCUUAUUUUCCCAGCAGCAGCACAGGCAUGCCGUCUACUAACUGCUGAAGCUCUAAAUCAAAAGAAUAAACCACUAUUCGGCUAGUUUAACGACACAUUAAGUGCUAGUGAAGUUCACCUGAAGUCACCGGGAGGAAAAUGUCCCGCGGUUCUAACGCAGGUUUCGACCGACACAUCACUAUCUUCUCACCGGAGGGCCGCCUCUACCAAGUCGAGUAUGCCUUCAAAGCCAUCUCUCAGAAUGGGUUAACAUCUGUGGGGGUCCGGGGAACAGACAGCGUUGUCGUGGUGACACAAAAGAAAGUACCGGACAAGCUGCUGGUCUCCUCCACUGUAACUAACAUGUUCAAACUAACUCCUCGCAUCGGCUGUGUGAUGACCGGACACAAUGCGGACAGUCGUUCUCAGGUUCACCGGGCCCGAGUGGAAGCUGGAGAGUGGAAAUAUAAGUUCGGUUAUGACAUCACAGCAGACGCGUUGUGUCGCAGGUUGGCUGACAUCUCCCAGGUCUACACGCAAAAUGCUGAAAUGAGGCCUCUAGGCUGCUGUAUGAUCCUGGCCGCGAUAGACUCCCAGCAGGGUCCUGUUCUGUAUAAAUGUGACCCUGCAGGUUACUACUGCGGCUUCAGAGCCACAGCAGUUGGAGCCAAACAGACGGAGGCCAACAGCUACUUGGAGAAGAAACUGAAGAAAAAGCCCGAACUGACCCAUGACAGGGCAGUGCAGCUGGCUAUAUCCUGUCUGUCCUCUGUGUUGUCCUUGGACUUCAAGUCCAGUGAGCUGGAGGUCGGCAUAGUCACUAAAGAAAACCCUAAGUUCAGGACACUGUCAGAGGCUGAGAUUGAAGCCCACCUGACUGCCAUCGCAGAGCGGGAGUAGAGGUGCCCUCACAAAAAUCAGCCGGUGAUUCAUCGUAGUAUUUCAUUUUCAGUGUGUCUGAUUUAUCUCAGUUUAGCAACACUGUUACCAACAGGACAACAGUACACUCUUUCACCCACAAGUGCAGUUUGAUUAGUCAUGCAGACAAGAAAGUCUGUUAUAAAUCAUUUGUAUCGAUUCAAUUCAUAGUGAUUUCAAAGACAUUUCUAGUGGACUUUAUGAAAAUUCAUAAUGUAAUAGUCAUUCAGUUUUUGUGUUCUAAUCUUGCACCUCCAACCAUCAUUAGUGGACACACAAACAGUUGUUUAAGCAACACAUUCCUCCUCCAUGCUUACACACAGCAAAUUUCCAUGUGUGACUAGCAAAACAUGUCAGAUGCUGGUUAGGAUGUGUACAGAAUAUUUCUCAUACAUCUUAUUUAAUACUGUAUGUUUAUAACACCACCUUCCUAAAGUUGCAAUUACACUGUCAAUAGGACUCACUGUUAACCCAUUAAAACAUCUGUCAUAAUAAACCAGAGUAGAAAGAAGAAGAAAACAUUUCCUGUGUCACCUUUACUUAAAUAGCAAAAGAGGUUUCUUCACUUUUGUUUCUAGAAUGCAGUAGAUUUUAAUAGUUUAUAAAAUAUCCCUUUCAUAUACAAUUCCGCCUGUUGGUCAGCAGGUGGCAUCAGUGAGGCGACAGCGUUAUCAGGUCAACCUGCUCUCUGCACCAGGUCAGUUCAGUGUUUUAGAGGGCAAAAAAGAAACUGAACCACAACUUAUUCACCCAUCCUCAUCAUAACAUUGUAACUUUGUAUACAUGACCAUUUAGUUAUUAGUGUUCAUACAGAGAUGAAUGAAAACUAUUUCAAAGCAAGAGUGAUGAAAGCAUUGCAAAUACCCAUUUUGGGCAAUUUAGCAGCAGCAAUGAUAAUUUUAAUCUUUAAAAACUAAUAACAAUUCAUCGUACUGUGUAUCAUGUCCGCUUGUGUGCACUUACUGUAGGAUGUCCUGAGCUACUUCAUGUUACCACCAGAUGGCAAUGUCUGCUUCCAGGUAUUUUAUAACAGAAUCCUAUUAUUUCUGUUUGUACUUUUCUAUUUAAGGAAGUCUAUUUCGGCUCUUGUAAACAAUUAGUCUUUGGACGUUGCGUAUGCGUGAGUUACACAGCCAAUUGUGUCAUCGCAUCUUGUUAUGCGUGCGUGUGUGUCCAGCACUCUGGAGCUUCCAUCACAGCGACCCACCGAUCUAAAGAUACGGAUCGCUGUCCUAUUCAAUUACCAAAUGUCAACGGGCAGUCUGGAAGCAUAAGCAUUUCUGCGUGCAGCCGUGCACACACAUAUUAACUCUCAAACACGAGCACAUAAACAGACAGAGAAGAGCAGCGUGAAUAAAAUUUGACUUUAUUCAAACUGGUGCUUAACAAAAAUACAGAGACAUGUUGUUAAUUUACAGAGAAUAUAUGUCAAUACUUUUACAUAGUUGACACUUAAAAAUACACUUUAUAACAGGUUAAACAAUAUUACUUUAUUAUUCUAUAAAUGUUUUACUUACUUGAGAAUUCAAUCCUUAAGAUUAACUUAAACAAUAACUGUACACUUCCUGUGCACUGUGUGUAGGAGCCACAUGAUAGGUUUUAGGUUCCAAACAGAUGAGACUUUUAAACGCUAAAACAGUCGUGUGAACUGACCAGUCACAAUCUUCACUUCUGGGACUGAGAAGAGGGAUAUUCAAAGAGAGGAUCUUCAUUUUGUUUACCGACAUAAUUAGGAUUAGGCUUGUGUAAGUGUGUCUCAGUGAAGGCAGCAAAAAGCUCUGCUAGUCUCCUUAAAACUACUAAAGCAAGAAGGUGCCAAGUCACGACGACAAGGCUUCUUAAUUCGUUUUAGUGUCUUUUCUCCACUUGCUUUGUGAGCAUUAGCAUUUUGUGUCUUCCUAGACAAAGAAAAGGUUGCGUAUAAACGUACAAAUCUUGUCACAUUAAAUCUCCUGGACUACUUUGCACACAUGCCAACAGCCGUCUUGGAAAAGCGUUGCCAUGUAGAUUAAACCCAAUAAGGGAAACAUAACAGUCAGUUCAGACACGUAUAUAUAGUCACAGUACUGGCAAAGGUUGGUAUUUUAAUUGAUGCGUUGUAACUGUCCUGUGUUUGACCGUUUGUCUUCAUGUCUGGUACUGCAUGGACAGGAACCUAGAAAAACACAAAGGAGAAAAUCUGUUAGGAUCAUUCAGUUAACCUGACUGCAGAAAAAUAGGAAAAUAGAUGCAAAAGCUAAAGUGAGAGGAGUCAGAGUUUACUGUUUUCAUGCAAGCAACAGCAAUCAGAACGUUUGGCCAUGUUACCAAGGGCCUUAAACUGGGAGUCAUGCAGUUCUACGUUCAUUACUGUUCAAAAGUUUGGGGUCACCCAGACAAUUUCAUGUUUUCCAUGAAAACUCACACUUUUAUUCAUGUGCUAACAUAAUUGCACAAGGGUUUUCUAAUCAUCAAUUAGCCUUUCAACACCAUUAGCUAACACAAUGUAGCAUUAGAACACAGGAGUGAUGGUUGCUGGAAAUGUUCCUCUGUACCACUAUGUAGAUAUUCCUUUAAAAAUCAGCUGUUUACAGCUAGAAUAGUCAUUUACCACAUUAAUAAUGUCUACACUGGAUUUCUGUUUCAUUUAAUGCUAUCUUCAUUGGAAAAAAAACUACUUUUCUUUCAAAAAUAAGGACAUUUGUAAGUGACCCCAAAUGUUUGAAUGGUAGUGUAUACCACCUAUACCACCCGUACUCAGUGACAGGAUCCAUGCUAUACAAGUAACUGGAGUACUGGAGCUGUUACAUGUUUCACCUGUUGUCUUAGGUGCUGGCUUGCCUUUUUGUCACAUAGGCCUUUUCACUGCAAAACAUCACUCCUCUGUUCAACUAGGACUGCAACUCAGGAUUUUUUGAUUGACAAUUAAUCUGCUGGGCAUUUUCUCAAUUAACCAGUUAGCUGUUUGUUUUAUACAAAGUCAGAAAAUGGUGAAAGAUGUAUUUCCUGAAACCCAAGAUGACAUCCACAAAUUUCUUGUUUUGUCCAAAAUCCAAAGAUGUUCAGUUUAGUGUCAUAGAAGAGGGGGGAACAGAAAAGGCAAAAUUAGAAUCACAGAAUUCUGCCCUUUUUGUGCAUUAAAAAUGUCUCUGAUUACCUGAUUAUCAAAAUUAGUUGGCAAUUAAUUUAAAAGUUGACAACUAAUUGAAUAAUCAUUGCACCUCUGUGCUAAAGUGUCUGACUGAGCCAGUAUGCACAACAGCAGAACUCUAUCUCUGACUCUGAAGCAGCUAAAUCUAAUUCAGUCGUCAUUGAUGUUAUUCUUUACAACAAAAUAUCUCCACUGAAAAGGGCCCAUUGAUACUCUUUGUAUCUUACAGAGGCGUUACCUCACAGAGAAAAGAAGGAAAGAUUUUGUUUUGUGCAUUUUUUAAAUGAACGACAUUAUUAAAUAGGACAAAAAAUUGAUGUGUUGAGGUAAAACCGAAAAGGACAGAAUUUGUUAAGUAAUUUUAAAUGUCCUAGUGCAUGACUGAAGGUGACCUUUAAAUUAUGAGAAUAAAGAAUCUGAGUAUUACCAAAGUACCUCUAUUAGACAGUGCUAACAGUAGUGUUCUACCAGAUGCAAUGAUAUUAUAUAAGAAAACUCUCAGUGGAGAGAGAAAUGAAAUGUGGGGAAAGAGAGCAGGAGAAUAACAUGCAGCAGCAGGAACUGAAUGGGGACUAUCUGUUAGAAAUAUGUACUCUAACCGUUUGCUCCAUUCCCUGGUAUUUUAAAGCCAUGUUACUUUAUCUUCUUUCUGAGAUUUAACGGUAUUGAACAUCUUUCUUAUAUUAGUACGAUUAGUAUUUUGUCCAUUUUGCCUUUAUGUUUAUGCUGUGUAACUUGUCCAAUAUAUUAGGGGCUUUCAGCGCGUAAGUGCUUUGACUUGGCUUUAAUAAAUUCUCCCUGAUUCUGAAAAAAAUGCAUUUUCACAGGCUUGUCUAGAGUUUUCUUUCCUUUGAAAACACUCUCUCCUGCCCACAGCUCUGUCCUCUGCAAACUCCCAAGUACCUUUGCACUCCCCCUCUCCUCCCUCACCGUACACUGUUCACUUCCAUCUCCCCCAUGACCUCUCCUCCUCUACCUCACCCCGACAUACGUCUCCUUUCCCAGCCCCUCCCCGACUCUCCACAGCCUCAGAUGCCUUAACCUUCCUAAUUCACAGACGUUCUGUUCCUCUGUCUGCUCUUGCCUCGCCUUUGUUACUACCUCCACCUGUGAGCCACUGCUUUGGCUGGAGUCCUCCACCUCUUCCCCCUCCACGCCACAUUCUCCUUCCUUUCCCCCACCUUCCACCCCACCACAUGAAAUGUUGACCCUGUGGCUGGUGUCUCCUGGUACUGGGACUGCUUGCCAAGCUGAAUGGGUAGCCAGACCGUGUGUGUGUGUGGGUGUGUGUGUGCGUGUUGGGUCACAGCGUGGGGAUUAGGUGUGUGUGAGUGAUUGAGGGUGACAGCGGCCCUAGCAUUAGGUGCCCUGUGGCAGAUUUCGUAGGCCUGUUUUAGACACACUAAGCUGGAUUUACCAGCAGCAGUGUGUCAGCAGUGAUGCAGCCUGCCUGGACCUCCUACAGAACACACACAUACAAGCGCACACACACACACACACGGGACCCCAACCGUCCACCUGUAACCUGUGGUUACGACUGUCCGAAGAACCAGUUUGUCUCAAUUCAUUUUUUUCUUUCCUUCUCUUAUUGGUUUCAGCAAAAAUGUCUUCAAAUCAUCAUUAAAUUCUAUUAGGUUAUUAUCAUUUUGUCACACUACUGCAAAUAUACUGAGACACAAUGCACUCUGUGAUGCAUGCAGGCCACUGUAGCAUGCACUAAGCAUUACCUACACCUUGAUCCCAAAACAAACAGUAGGGUCAGUCAUGCCAGCAUCUGUGACAGAGGAAAGUUUGCAUAAAAUAUUUUUUUUCAGUGGAACCCCUCCAGUCUGUGCAAAGUAACCUUACUUGGGUGAACUUUUACAUGCACAAAUGCGCUGCUGUUUCAUUGUAUCCCUUUCAAGAAAAAAGUCCAGAAUGGAGGAAUCAUUUUAGUUCAUAUUGUUGAAUGAAAUACUGAGAAUUGUGGUGUAAAGGCCCCUGUGGUGCAGUAUGCAGUCUGUUCCCUGAUAGAUGUUGUAACUCUUGUUAACAAGCAAAAGAGCUACAAGUGUUCUGGUGAUGAUUCUGCUUUUUCUCUCUGCCUCUUUCUGCAGACACUUCCCAGCUAGAAUUUUUUUUUUUUUUUUUUAUAAACAGUCUGAGAAAGUUCUGCAUUGUUGUCAAAGCGAAGUUUUUUCUUUCCAGAAUGUUCUUAUAAACGUCUGAGAAUGUUCUCUAAAGACAUUGUAAAAAGUUUUGGUGAUAACAUGGUGGUUAUACCUGAAUGUUCUUACAAUGCACCUGAAUGUUGCAUUGAGAAUGUGCUUCCAUUGGUAACAUAUAAUAUUGCGAUAAUGUUUUAUAGAGGAACAUUCAUAUGUCUGCUACCUUAAUAACAUCCCCAGAACAUCGAGAGAAUAUUGCGGGCAAAAUGUUCAUUCAUCACGCUAUCGGAAUGUUUUCUG
Messenger RNA from Amphiprion ocellaris (clown anemonefish), 6488 nucleotides. RefSeq names its product proteasome subunit alpha type-6. The record is from RefSeq and is a predicted model, not a curated record. Bases 153 to 893 code for a protein of 246 amino acids. Gene Ontology annotation, biological process: ubiquitin-dependent protein catabolic process. Lineage: Eukaryota; Metazoa; Chordata; Actinopteri; Pomacentridae. The transcript is spliced from 7 exons. Gene Ontology annotation, cellular component: nucleus; cytosol; proteasome core complex.